Messenger RNA from Porites lobata, 4845 nucleotides. The record is from the annotation of a GenBank genome assembly. Lineage: Eukaryota; Metazoa; Cnidaria; Anthozoa; Scleractinia; Poritidae.
AUGGGAGCACUGUCUCCCAUGAAUAUCUUCUUGAGGCAAGAAAUCGAUCGAAUGCAGAGAGUGAUAACCGCUGUGCGGCAGACACUGACAGAUCUAAAACUGGCCAUUGACGGCACCAUCAUUAUGAGCGAGGUUAGCAUUCUUCUAUUCUGGCUUUUUGGCAUUUUCGUCAAGUUUUAUCUUUCUUUGAAAAACCAGAGAAUCAUCAAAUGACCAUGUGGACUGUUAUCGCCAAUCCUUGGCUUACAAAAAACGGAGCUGAUAAAAUGUUUUUGUUUGUUUCUCUGUGUUUUUUAUUUGCCAUCAUGUAGAUGGUCAGGAGAAGUGCCAAUAGCGAGCUUAAGCAACAACGAGCACGACGACAGUGAAAAUGUCACUAAAAAAAAUUAUUCGGUCUCCAUUUGGAGCCGCGCAAUUUGUCAAAUGCAGGCCUCUUUUCCUGGAGAUGAAUUCUUAUCGACAGGUUUGAAAAGAGAAAGGACCAUUCGUCGUCGUAUGUUGACGUCCUCCAUAAAACGUCGCAUUAUGAGGUUUUAUGACGUAGUCGUACAGUGAACGUCAAAGAAAUGUACUAAAAAGCAUGAUGCACGUGCAGAGCUGCUGUUUUGCUCAUAACAACAAUUGUUGUUGUUGUUGUUUUUUUAUGUUGCCUUUUUUGUUCAAUCAAUCAAUCAAUCAAUCAAUCUUUAUUUAAACACGGUAAAAUCCAUCAGGAAUUUAAAAAUUAAAAAUAACCUAACUAUCCUAAACAAAAUUCAAAACCUGACUACAACUAAUCUAACUAAAACCUGUUUUUCAUGAAUGCCGUGUAUAACAUUAAAAAUGAACAUUAACUAAUCUUUUAAAUUGACUAAGAGAUUCGGCUUCUCUCACAUGACAGGGUAGGCUGUUCCAGAGAACUGCUCCGCUAUAAGUAAAGCUGUUUUUCAUGAAAUUAGUUCGCGGAAAUGGGACAAAUAGUUUGUUAACAGAGUCCCUCAGGGAGUAACGCGUUUCAUUUCGUUUAACAAACUUAGAUGAUAAAUAUUCAGGAACAAGGCCAUUUAAAGACUUGUAUACCAUUAUGGAUUUCUGUAUUUGAAAUUGAGUGCUCAAGUCUUUCCAAUCGAGUUGUCUAAUCAAACGGUUAGCAUCAGCAUCAUAGCUAGAGAAGGUUAAAACGCGAGCGGCACGGUUCUGAAGCUUCUGUAGCCUGUCAAAUAAUGUUUUACCACAAUUACCCCAGACAAGAUUGCAAUAAUCGAAAUGAGAUUGAAUUAGUGAGCUGUAUAUAUAGUGAAGGGUAGGUGGAGGUAGGUGGUUGUUGUCCAUGUGCGGGCUUAAACUUUCACUGUGCACUUUUUUUUUUAAAUGUGAUUUUGAUAUUAAUAUUUUUCUUGUCCUUUUCUUUAGACCCUAAGAGACUCACUUGACUGCAUGUACGAUGCCAGGAUACCUACACACUGGAAAAAGGUAAGUGGUCGAUUAUUAAGGGAGGAGAAAAUGUUGCGACAUCCAUAGAUGAAAGCGUUGUAGUUAUACACUUAAAAAUACUUUCCCGAAAAAACAUUGAACAUUUUCGCCGAAGUUAUUUUUCUUCCACCUUAUUGCAUUACUCUGUAGAUCUCAUGGGAGUCUUCCACGCUUGGAUUCUGGUACACCGAACUUUUGGAAAGAAACAGUCAGUUUAGGAAUUGGUGUUUUGAAGGAAGACCUAAUGUGUUCUGGAUGACAGUAUACCUGCCAACUCUCACGCCUUAGGCGUGAGUCUCACGCCUGCGGGUUGAAAACUUCGAUCUCACGCCCGCUCACGCCUGCGGACCAAUUUCUCACGCCUGAUUGAAAAAUGUGAGUUGUUGCCGUAUUGCUUGACACAAUUUCCAAAAAUAUGUACUCAGACCCAUGUAAGGAACGAAAACCAUGUGUAAAAUGAAUAAAUGACAAUACCUUCCUCGCGAUCUCUGAUUUUGUGGAUAAGUGUUUUCUCGAUAACUUCGCCUUCGGCAGACUUCGGACGUCUUCGGAAGACUUCGGACUUCUUCGGGAAUCUUCGGAAAUGAUCGUGUCGUUUUCAAAAAUCCCAGCACUCCCAGGAUAAAAAUCUCACGCCUACAUCUCAGAAAAAGUUGGCAGGUAUAUGACAGGGUUCUUCAAUCCCCAAGGAUUCCUCACCGCCAUGAGACAGGUGUGAUUUAUUUUAAUUGAUAAAUAGUAGGCGGUGUCCAACUAGAAAGCUCUUGCUACUUCGAACACCGCACAUAUAUGUACAUUACCUCUUCUCAGCCUAAUGACUAGUCAUCCUUUUUGAGCUAUUUUGAAAAAAUAGCUCAUAUGUCAGUGGUGUGAGCGUAUGUAUCUUUGUGGCUUUGUAUCUUUGUAACUUUGUAUCUUUGUAUCUUUGUAUCUUUGUAACUUUGUAUGUUCGGAUGUUUGUUGCAAGAGCCAAUAAGGUUGAAGGUACUAUGAGUUGAUGCUAAGGAACCAAUGAGAUCUUGGCAUCUACUUAAAAAUCACAUUGCUAAAGGUCGAACAAGGGCACUUUAAGACCGCCAUCUUGAUUCUUUACAAUUUGUUCGUCUUUUAUUACGGCUACAGGUGUUUGGAAACAUUAUAUUAAAUAUCUUCAUGAUUCAAACGCUGUCUAAGGUGAUGCAGCUGUUUAAGGGUUCAUACAUUUCUGACCGAAUUCGGCUAUCGCGAACGGUACCACGCACGUAGUUAUGAGUUGUGUUUCACCUGCUUCAAGGUAGAGUAUAAACGAUCAUAUAUUUUCAAAGCUCUUCCAGUGAAGCAAUAAUUGAUAUUUAGAUAUGGACUUUAAUUCGAAAGUAUGCGGCCUAUAAAAUGUGGUUUUAGAAGUUUGAAAAGCAGCUUAUUUUUUUUAAAGCUGUACCGAGUAUUGUUAAUCCUGUAAACAAGCUGUAGAAAUAUUAUUCUCUCGCUCACAAAGUUCAACAGACCUUUUUCGUUCCGGCAAAACAACAACAAAAAGGAAUAAUAAGUGAACAACAUGAUACAUCCUUCCUGCAUACUAAGCAUUAUAGUUAUUGAAACGUAUUUUAUUUAGUAAAGAUGCGUAUAAACUUAAGUAGAAACAGUAGCGUUAGGGAAUAAAAUUGGAAGAAGCUAGUUGACACAAUAAUUAGGUACUGCUUUAUUGAGUGGAGUAACAUGAUAUGAGCAGAAAUAUAUUUCGGCAGUUUGAUAAUUUUCUUGGAAGUUAAUAAUUGUUAGGCUAUCAACCUUGACGUUGCAUGAAACAUAAUUUAAUUGCAGAUGUUGUAAUGAAGCCAAGGUGAUUUCUUAAAAUCGUUUGAGAAAAUUUUGUAGUAAACAAAAAGCGUUUUUUUUAAGCAUGAAUUGUAAAAGGGCCAAAGACCAACAUCUUCACGUGCAAAUUGUGUGCAUGAGUUAUUUUUAUAAUUCUGUUUACUCGAUUACUGUGUGAUAACUCGAAUUCCCUCACGUACGAACCACGAAAGGGGGCAAAGUCCAACACUUUCACGUGCCAGUUGUGUGACUGUACAUCUCAUGCAGAUUGGCUUUUCACAAUAGUAAUAGUGACUUGAACGUAUGAAGACCUGUUUUGUUUUGUAACCAAUGCCUUAAAAAAGGCUCUUGUCUGUUAAGAAGCAAUAGCUUUUAAAACAUGAAGAAAUAAGUUGUCAGAGUUAAACACUGUUUCACUGAGUAGAAUCGCACGUGAAAACCUCGUGAAUUGUGAUGAUGCAACCAUAUACCACAAUGAUAAAAAUCCUGGUAUUUCGUAACUACUCGAAUUCGAUGAGUUAGAUUUUGGCUUAAGAAACUCCGACGAAACCUUAGAGUUUUCCCUCUAAUCAACGUUUGGUGAGUAGACAUAUAUUUUACUUUAACAAUUUGUUUAAAUUGCACCAAAUGUAACAGGGAAAGACAGAGGAAAGUAGCAUGAGGAUCGACGCAGCUGAGCGUUUCGCGUUUUCAUUUAUUUACGGCAAUGCUCAAUUUCGCACAAAAACCCAGUCUACAUUUAGGACGAAAAACGUAGAUUCAUCACUCUUGGUAAGGUUACACUGAAGCAUUAAAGUUACACUGAAGCAUUCAAAAUAGCUCAUGCACGUUUAACGUGCCUAUGUUUUAUUAUCAUUUGUAAUAUAACUUGUACAAAUGUCUUAUAUAGCCUGAAAAUAAAGAAUUGAAUUGUCCUCAGCAGGGGACACUGGGACCACUGGUGAAGUCAGAUAGUGACCCUGUAGGCCAGUUACUUAAACACACCCCGCCAUUUCAUACUAACCCCGUUUUGAGCUUAAACUUUAAGUAACUACUCUUUCGCUAGUUAAAGGGCAAAUGGAAUUUGUUUUAUUUGAUAUCAAAACUAACCUCGUAAUGUUGAAAUCUUGUAAUUUUUUUUUGCCGAUAUUUUACUCUUUUCGGCACUUUUUGUAAAUAACCUGCUUUACCUUUAAAAGCUUACGCGCACGACGGUUUUCUAUUUUUCAGGAAGUGACGCGUGCACGCAAAGGCUGGGCCCUGGACUGCGUGGUGCUUCAUAAUGACGUCACGCGUUUCUUUAAAGAUGACAUCACUCAGCCCCCAGCUGAAGGGGUCUAUGUGCAUGGAUUGUAUCUUGACGGAGCCGGGUGGGAUCGCAGAGGCUGCAAACUUGUGGAACCCACUCAAAAGGUUCUCUUCACAGCCAUGCCAGUCAUUCAUAUCUACGCUAUUAACACGACCGCUGGCCGAGAUGCCCGGAUGUACCAGUGCCCGAUAUACAAGAAACCAAGGAGAACAGAUCUGACGUAUAUUGCAAGUGUGGACUUGAAAACCAAUCAGAAUCCAGAUCACUGGAUUCUGCGCGGUGUCGCCCUGUUGUGUGACAUUAAGUAA